AUGGUGUCUCCGGCCAUAGCGCUGGCCUUUCUGCCCAUGAUACUCACGCUGAUCAUCCGCUACCGGUACUACUUUGUUCUGUUCUACCGGGCUGUGCUGGUGCGCUGGGUCCAGGACUGUCUGACGGGGAUUAGUCGGGAAGAGAGGGCCUUCCAGUACAUUCUAACCCACGCCACUCCCGGGAACCCGGACAGCAUCCUGGACACCUUUGACUACUGGUGCAGCAAAGUGGAGUUUAUUAGCAAUAUUGGCCCCAAGAAAGGGUUAAUCCUUGACCGGCUGCUGAAGGAGACUUGUCCUCUCACGGUGCUGGAGCUGGGCACACACUGCGGGUACAGUGCCGUGCGGAUCGCCCGUUCCCUGCCCGUCGGGGCCCGGCUGUACUCCGUAGAGAUGGACCAACGCAAUGCCCAGGUAGCCGAGAAGAUCAUUCGCCUGGCCGGCUUCGACGAUGACACGGUGGAGCUCAUCGUGCAGCCGUCGGACGAGGUGAUCCCGCGGCUGCGUGAGGACUACGGCGUGGAGCGUCUGGACUUUGUCUUCAUGGACCACUGGAAGCGCUGUUACCUGCCCGACCUGCAGCUGCUGGAGGGGAGCGGACUCCUGGGGGAGGGGUCCAUCAUCCUGGCCGACAACGUCAUCUUCCCGGGCGCGCCCAACUUCCUGCGGCAUGCUCGCCGGUCGGGGCUGUACGAGCUCCGAGUCCACCGAGCCACGCUGGAGUACAUCCGGGGAAUCCGCGACGGCAUGGCCGAACUCGUCUUCCUGGGGUUGAAGUGA
Molecule: messenger RNA, 780 nt
Organism: Chanos chanos (milkfish)
Lineage: Eukaryota; Metazoa; Chordata; Actinopteri; Gonorynchiformes; Chanidae
Gene: tomt
Product: transmembrane O-methyltransferase
Exons: 3
Coding region: 1-780 (259 amino acids)
Biological process (GO): catecholamine catabolic process; dopamine metabolic process; developmental process
Molecular function (GO): catechol O-methyltransferase activity
Source: RefSeq, a predicted model, not a curated record